AGAUUCUUCCGUUGUCUCUGUGCCUUAUUCUCUUAUUCUUCUCCUUUUCAUUCUUUUACCUCACAUUUUUAUUAUAGCUGAAUAUUUUUGUAUUAUUUCCGAAAAAACUCAAAAUAAAUUUGGGGAAGUUGAGUAAAUGAUGCUCAAAAGUUGCGGGUUGAUAUUUAAAGGAAAGCGUUUUGUUCGUUUAUUUAUAUUUAUUGCUGUUUGCUUGGGUUUCUUAAUUGCUGUCACUAUAUUAGCAGGAUUAACAAUAUUCGAUCGUCAACACAAUCACAUUCUCCAUGACUACGUGGCACGAAACGACGAUAUUGUGGUUUUAUCGACGACAUAUUAUGAGAAUUCAAAAAGUUUUCCACCAAAUACAGCUGUAAUAUUAUUCAAUUCUGUUCAAGUAUUUCAUUUGAAAUACUCAAAUUUAAACGUGGUCGCCGAGACGAUGCAAGGAAACGUGGAAGUUCAGUUCAAAAUUCAACCAGUAAUAAAUACAAUUCCAUUUUUCUGUAAAUGGGUACCCUAUCUAGCUGUUGGGCAAGUACCCGAAGAUCAUGUUUUAUUGAAAUUAUCAACUAAUAAGAUUGAUGGAAUGGAGUUAUCCCUCCGAACUCCAUACGAAACACCACGAAAAGUUGUUGCAUGUUUCUCUCCGUUAUUUUUGAAUGAAAGAUGGCAGCUUCUUCUUGCAACUGUUGAGAUAUACUCUCAUUAUGGUGCAUUCAUGCAUUUCUAUGUGAGAUCUAUCAUUACGGAUUUGUUCAAGUUGAUUAAGGAUAACAAAAAUACCAGAAUUUCUCCUUGGUCUGCUAUAAGAAUUGGAGAAUCUCGUGCCGCGUCUCCGAUGUUCGAUCCAAACACUGAACUUGAGUUCCGGAAUCAAGCUUCAGCUAUGACUGAUUGUCUACUGCAAUAUAAGGAAGCCGCAGAGUUUAUUGUAUUUCCGGAUCCAGAUGACAUCCUUGUUCCAGUGUUGGGCAAAAAUUAUUAUGAAGAGUUUACGCAGGCGUUUAAAAUGUUCCCCACGGCCGGUGCGGUCGUUUAUAAUAUGACACAGACUUCCAUUGAAUCUUCAAUGACACCAGCGUUGUAUUCACCUAUUUCAAUGCUGGCAUCGAUGAAAUUCAAAGGAGAACAAAAAUGGGGAAAGCUGGUAGUUCGACCAGAACGAGUCGAUAGUACAUGGAUCCAUAGAUCGUAUGCAAUUAAAGAAGGAUUUGAGCAAAAAGUGAUGCCAGUUGAUGUCAAUGCAUUUUAUCAUUUGAGAAUAUGGAAAUUUCCUGAAGUUCCAACUUUCAAUAGAUCAAAAAUUUCCAAUCCUCCGUUUUUCGACCCUUAUCACUUGAAUGCGACAAAACGAGCUAUUUACAAAAUAUCGGAUGGUCUUAAAAUACAAAGAAAAUUUAAAAAUCGUGUGUCUCAGGGAACUAUGAAAACGAUUUACUCCCGACUGCCGAAAGUUUCCCUUUACUACCCACUCAUCGAAGUUUGCUACAAUCGAAUAUUCUACAGUAUGAAAGAUAUUGGAACAUGUCGAGGCCCAGAGUACUGUAACAUUCCUGCAUUCCCCGGAUUACGGUGCACAAAUGUGGCAAGCGAAUUUGUGACUUAUAAAAGUUAUCGGAAUAUCUACAUUCAUCAGCUGAUAUCAACAGAUUUUGAGGAAGGGGAUAAUGGAUGUACUCUCUAGUCUUGACGUUUCUAAGGUCUUAUUUAUUUCCUUUUUUCUCGUUUUAUACGGGUUCUCAAUUGUUUUUUAAUGUUUUUUGAUAAAUAUUUAUAAAAUACUA
This is a messenger RNA of Caenorhabditis elegans, 1784 nucleotides long. RefSeq names its product Glycosyltransferase family 92 protein F59C6.8 (gene srf-2). NCBI's taxonomy places the organism in Eukaryota, Metazoa, Nematoda, Chromadorea, Rhabditida, Rhabditidae. The transcript has 12 exons. The record is from RefSeq and is marked reviewed. The coding region runs from base 137 to 1684 and encodes 515 amino acids. Gene Ontology annotation, cellular component: membrane.